AUGGCGGGCCAGCAGUGGCCCUUACCGGAGCCCCACAAAAGGUGGCUGUUAAAGUCGGACCUGAGGAAGAAGGCGCUCAUAGAGUCGGGGCUGAUCAAGCGGUGGCUGUCAGGGCCGAAGCUGGACAAGAAGCCGGAGCUCAACAAGAAGUGGCUGCUAGGGCCGGGGCCGCUGGAGCCCUUGCCCCUGGGCAUGAAAUGUAAGCCCUGGUUCAAGGACAGGGACAAGUUGCCUUCCUGCUAUUUCUCCAGGCAGAACAACAAGCUUGGGAAGUGCCCCACCUCCAUGGACAGCCGGCGGUGGGUAUUUGUGAAGGAGGGAGUGGAUGACUUCAGAACGGGCUGUCCAUCUACUGAAGAUGUGAUCAUUCGUGGCCCUCGGGAGGGCUUUCUCCCCAUGAUUGCUCAUAGAAUUCCUCGCCCUCCGCCCAAAAAAUUUCACAGGCAGCCGCCCAAGGGAGCAGACCUGUGUUCCAAGCUCUCACUAGCCCAGCAAGCACGGAAGGCCUUUGUAGAGAACAUUGAAGCCAGCCUGACCCAGCAUCCCUUGGCAAACUGCCCGAAUCUGGAGGAAGAUCUCCCUCCAGACCUCCUCCUCAAGGUGCUGGAAGUGCUAGAUCCUGACAGGGAGCUGGAGGACACGUGGGCUUAUUGUGAGGGCGCCAAGGAAAGAAAGAAGGCCCCCACACACCCAUGUGAAGAACAUCCUGAGGAGGUCAACCUGCAACCUCCUGGGGCACUGAACCUGGAGCCUCCCCAGGCAGCGAACCUGGAACCUCCUGGGGCACUGAACCUGGAGCCUCCCCAGGCAGUGAACCUGGAACCUCCUGGGGCACUGAACCUGGAGCCUCCCCAGGCAGCGAACCUGGAACCUCCUGGGGCACUGAACCUGGAGCCUCCCCAGGCAGCGAACCUGGAACCUCCUGGGGCACUGAACCUGGAGCCUCCCCAGGCAGUGAACCUGGAACCUCCUGGGGCACUGAACCUGGAGCCUCCCCAGGCAGCGAACCUGGAACCUCCUGGGGCACUGAACCUGGAGCCUCCCCAGGCAGUGAACCUGGAACCUCCUGGGGCACUGAACCUGGAGCCUCCCCAGGCAGCGAACCUGGAACCUCCUGGGGCACUGAACCUGGAGCCUCCCCAGGCAGCGAACCUGGAACCUCCUGGGGCACUGAACCUGGAGCCUCCCCAGGCAGCGAACCUGGAACCUCCUGGGGCACUGAACCUGGAGCCUCCCCAGGCAGUCAACCUGGAAUCACCCUGGAAGUUGAAACUGGAGCCUCCCGAGGAGGAACCUGAAGAACAAGCCCACGUGGAAACGGCCAAGGAGAGUCUCCUGUCAUAUUUAUUCAGUCUGUUUCCAAAGGAAGACACAAAUGCAGCAAGCACAACAGAUAUCCCCAAAGAUCCUGUUUUCCAAAAAGCAAGAAGAACAAUUCGUGAAUUCUGCAGAUGGAUCGAUGAUAAAUUUGGAGACAUAGGCAUUGAUGAAGAGUCCAUCAUGAAAAAGUUUGAAAUUGACUUUGAGGGCCCACUCACCCAUAAUACAGUCAAAAUAAAGAAAAUAAACCAGCUUCCUUCAAAUAUAAGGCCCUGCAAACAGCUAGAUGAAAUAAAGCAGAGAAAAUUCUCCCUGCAGGAAGAUGACUGGGAAAGGAAACUCCGCAAACAACAAGACCCUUAUAAACCCAAACGGGAGAAGAUAAGGUAUGGAGCAUGGUACCUGGACCCCAAAUGCUGGAAAAAGCUGGUCAAUGACCAGCCUUUUCCUAACCCUAAAGCCGUCCAUGACAGGGAAUAUUGGACCUAUCGAAGGCAUCUUGAACCAGACGUUAUUGAUGAACUUUAUGGACCAAUUGCCUUCAAAGAUUUCAUUGUAAGCAAGGGCUACAAGAUGCCAAGUGUGAUUGAGAAGAUGUUUUUAAGGAAGGGAUGGAAAUAUGAGUCUGUAAAGACUCCUAUACACCGUGUAAUGAAACUCCUCUCCAAACCCAAAGAGGAUGACUCAGGGGACGAAGAGAAUUAG
This is a messenger RNA of Myotis daubentonii (Daubenton's bat), 2025 nucleotides long. RefSeq names its product protein FAM47E-like. The transcript has a single exon. NCBI's taxonomy places the organism in Eukaryota, Metazoa, Chordata, Mammalia, Chiroptera, Vespertilionidae. The record is from RefSeq and is a predicted model, not a curated record. Bases 1 to 2025 code for a protein of 674 amino acids.